Cuscuta campestris is the source of this 1037-nucleotide messenger RNA. Lineage: Eukaryota; Viridiplantae; Streptophyta; Magnoliopsida; Solanales; Convolvulaceae. The record is from the annotation of a GenBank genome assembly.
AAGGGCUACAACAACCAACCCAGUAGAAUAUCAUAGAUGGCGUCUGGGGUGGGUGUACGUAGAUCUUACCCCUGCCUAGAAAAGUUGGUGAACACAGGGAAGGAAAGGGCUAAAGUCAGCCUCCUUUUUACAUGGGCAAACUCAAUUGGUGGUGCGUCACACCUGUCAGGAGAUCACAUUAAUGAACCAUUUUUAGGUGAAGAUGGAGUCUCUGGUGUACUUCUACAUCACAAGACCGCGAAAGAUAAUCCUCCUGUCACAUUUGCAAUUGCUGCAUGUGAGACUCAAAAUGUGAGCAUCUCGGUGCUACCAUGUUUUGGUUUAACUGAAGGAAGUUGCAUUACAGCUAAAGAUAUGUGGGGUAAAAUGGAACAGGAUGGGCAUUUUGAUCGAGAGAACUUCAGCAAGGGCCUAAGUAUGCCAUCGUCACCUGGCGAGACUCAUUGUGCAGCAGUUUCUGCUUCUACCUGGGUUGAACCCCACGGGAAAUGCACUGUUGCAUUUGCUUUAGCAUGGUCAUCUCCUCAAGUAAAAUUCAUGAAGGGAAAAUCGUAUUUUAGGAGGUAUACGAAGUACUAUGGCACCUCUGAGAAGGCUGCUAAAGAUAUAGUGCAUGAUACAUUGACAAGUUAGUAGAGCAUGUCCCGCCUAAAUUAGUUUAGUUUGUAAUAAAUGUACUAUAAAUUGAAGAGUACAACUACAUGUUCUGUUUGGUGAGCGAAAUAGUAUAGUACAACUAUAGGUCCUGUUUGGUGAGGGAAAUAGUGUUGGAAUGAAAUGAGUUUUGAUCUCUGGAAGGAAUGGAAUUGGCUUUGAAAUCUGGAACAAAACUGUUUGGUGAAAAACUGAAAAGGAAUAAAAUGAAACACGAUUAUUUGGUAAAGACUUGGAAUGUGUUAUCUCUAGAACAUGAUUGUUUGGCCCACCACCAUAGCCGGCAGCGUCAGAGCCAACAAUUCAGUGGUGGUGGGGUGGCAAUGCACUUGUGGUGCUGGUUGGCCGAUGAAGAAGAAGGUGAUGGUGGACAGGUGAUUGGC